AUGACCGGACAGUGCCUCGUGGCAACUUUCAGCCUGCUGUUUGGAGACAAGCUACAGUCACUGGGCCUCAACACGACCAGCGCUGCCGUCAUCUUGAACACCAUGAUGGCUGUGAUGCAGUUCUCCGGUCUUCUCACGGGGCCAUUGCUGAAGAAAUUCAGUGUACGUCAAGUGGCUUUCAGCGGGGGCUGCUUUGUGGCGGCUGGGAUCCUUCUCACCAGCUUCGCCAACUCUUUCAUCCACAUCAUUAUCAGCUACAGCAUCUUCUUGGGUCUCGGCAGUGGGUUGGUGGCGCCCUCUAGCUUCAUAGCAGUCAAAUCGUACUUCUUGAAAGCACGAGGCCGUGCCGUCGGCAUGUCUAUGGCGGGCAGCAACGUGGGGCAGAUGAUGAUGCCGCACCUGGUGCGUUACCUGCUGGAGAACUACGGCUUCAGCGGCGCCAUGCUGGUGCUGGGAGGCGUGGCGAUGCACCUUCCCGCAUGCAGCCUCCUCUAUCAGCCGCUGGAGUGGCACGCCGAGCGCCGACCAGUCGCCAGCGAGCUGAAGCCGCUCAAGGGCGAGCCAGACAGUUCCACAGAUCGCAAUGCAGUGGACAAGGAGUCGCCCAAGGUCCGGCAACCGAGGCGUUUCGCGUCCGUGACGUCACUAGCCACAUCCGAGCUGGGCGACAUGAGCGAAGCCAUACCUGUCGAUAACAAUAAGUGUCUACCUCCCACUAGCGAGGAGGACCCAGGCCCUGUCCAGCAGAAGACUCAGCCAGUGUGGCGUCGAGUGAUGGCUUUCAUGGACCUGGACCUGCUGCGGAACUGGGUGUACCUCAAUGUGAUGUUCGGCUCGGCGUGCAUGACCGUGGCGGCCAUCAACUUCUCGCUGCUGCUGCCCUUGUACCUGCAGCGCCACCUCCACCUCUCGCUGUCGGAGACGGCGCUCUGCCUCACCGUGACUGCCGCCGGCGACUUCGUGUCCAGGAUCACGGUGCCUUCUUUCACGGACCGCUUCAAGAUCAGGCCGCGCCUUACGUUCUUGGUGGGCGCCAUCUUCUGUACAAUCACUCGCUCAGUGAUAGCCACGUCCUCCAGCACGGUGGCGCUGUAUGUGUGGAACACUCUGGCUGGAUUCUCCAAAGGCGCCGCCAUCAUCAACAUUAACCUGUGCGUUGCCGAGGUGUGUCCCGACCACAAGCUUCCAGCCGCCGUAGGCCUUAACAUGGUGACAAGCGGCGUCUUCCUCUUCACCCUUGGACCCGCUAUAGGUUACGUCCGUGACGCGACAGGAGACUACCCGCUGUGUAUUCACCUGCUGACUGUGUUGUUGCUCGUCGCCAUGGCUGCUUGGCUCAUAGAGGGCGCCAUGCAUUGGUGCCACCGAAAGAGAUGA
Molecule: messenger RNA, 1377 nt
Organism: Schistocerca piceifrons (Central American locust)
Lineage: Eukaryota; Metazoa; Arthropoda; Insecta; Orthoptera; Acrididae
Product: monocarboxylate transporter 9-like
Exons: 6
Coding region: 1-1377 (458 amino acids)
Biological process (GO): transmembrane transport; monocarboxylic acid transport
Molecular function (GO): monocarboxylic acid transmembrane transporter activity
Source: RefSeq, a predicted model, not a curated record